GAGGGAAAGAGAAUUUGCUUGACUGAGGGAACCAGAGCUCUGCUGACCUAACUGGACUUGUCCAUAUUGCUCUCUGCUUUUUUUUAAUUUUAUUUCCUUUUUCUUUUUUUUUUUUCUUUUUUCUGGCUAACCCACAUGUGCCCCUAUAGAAUUUUAGCAUGCAGCUCUGGGAUCAAAUAGACUGAAUUAGCAAAGUUAAACUCUUCCUGGGAUUUCUGCUCCUGGAUUGGGAGGAGUUCUUCUACAUGUUUGGAGGAUAGAAGGCUGGAAUGGAAUUCCCUUCUACCUUGCAUCCUUUGGUGUUUUUUCCUCCUGCCUUCGUCUUCUCUCUUACACUUUUACUGCAGACAUCCAGUGUUGUGCAGACAAAGGCAGCUUGCUGCUGUGCCUUUUUUUUGUUCAUGGAGAAUAAGGGUGGACAGGGAGGUCCUCAUCUCUUUUAAUUCAUCUAGUUUUGCGAAAGGAAGAUGACAGUCUGAGAAAUUACCUGCAGAUUUUCUUUCUUUUUUUUUUUUACCUCAUCAGAGUGUAAACUUGGACUUUUGGAUUACUGCUAUUUUCAGAUUUGCCACAGAUCUUCUUUGUAGAAAGUGCUACCUGUAGCGCUGAAUUUACCUUAUCUUUGACAUUUUUCUCAAUCAUACUCACAUCUAAUCCACAUUGCUUCUGGUGGAGGCCGUGGUGGUGAAGCCGGGGUAGGCAUGGCGCAGCAGGGAGGCACAGGGGUGGCCCACCAGGACACCCUGGCAGUGCCCCCUAUGCCCAAACACUCCGGCCUGAAUGAAGACCUGGUGAAGAUCCUACGGGAGAAUCUGCUGCAACCAGAGAGGCCGCGGGGACACCGGCGCUCACCGUCCUCCAUCUCCCCGCGCCUCUCUCCCCGCAACUCGCCAAGACUGCUGCGACGCAUGUUGCUCAACAAUAACAUUCACAAGCAGAGGCGCUUCACUGUCGCUCAUACAUGUUUUGAUGUGGACAAUGGCACAGCAUCAGGUCGAAGCCCCCUGGACCCGAUGGCCAGCCCAGGAUCAGGCCUCAUCCUGCAGGCCAACUUUGUCCACAGCCAGCGUAGAGAGUCCUUUCUCUACCGCUCUGACAGUGACUAUGACCUCUCACCUAAGUCCAUGUCCCGAAACUCCUCCAUUGCCAGUGACAUUCAUGGUGACGAUAUGAUUGUAACGCCAUUUGCACAGGUUCUUGCAAGCUUGAGAACUGUACGAAACAACUUUGGUGCAUUGACUAAUUUACAACAAGACAGAGCAUCUAAUAAGAGAUCACCCAUGUGUAACCCACCCCCCAUCACUAAGACCACCUUUACAGAGGAGGCCUAUCAGAAAUUGGCCACCGAGACCCUGGAGGAGCUGGACUGGUGCCUGGACCAGCUGGAGACGCUGCAGACAAGACACUCUGUCAGCGAGAUGGCCUCAAACAAGUUUAAGAGGAUGUUGAAUAGGGAGCUGACUCACCUAUCCGAGAUGAGCCGCUCUGGGAACCAAGUGUCUGAGUUCAUCUCCAGCACGUUCCUUGACAAGCAACAUGAGGUGGAGAUGCCGUCCCCACAGACGCAGAAGGAGAAGGAGAAGAAGAACAAGCCCAUGUCUCAGAUCAGCGGAGUGAAAAAGCUGCAACACUCCUCCAGCCUCACAAACUCCAACAUCCCUCGUUUCGGCGUCAAGACGGAGACUGAGGAUGAGCUGGCAAAGGAGCUGGAGCAUGUGAAUAAAUGGGGCCUUAAUGUUUUUAAAAUCUCAGAAUUCUCUGGGAAUCGGCCACUGACAGUCAUGAUGUACACAAUAUUUCAAGAGAGAGACUUGUUAAAAACCUUCAAAAUUCCACUCGACACCUUUAUAACAUACCUGAUGACCUUAGAAGACCAUUAUCAUGCCGAUGUGGCCUACCAUAACAACAUCCAUGCUGCUGACGUCACCCAGUCAACUCACGUGCUGCUAUCCACCCCUGCCCUUGAGGCUGUGUUCACAGACCUUGAGAUCCUUGCUGCCAUCUUUGCCAGUGCAAUUCAUGAUGUGGACCAUCCUGGAGUCUCAAAUCAGUUUCUCAUCAACACCAAUUCAGAGUUAGCCCUGAUGUACAACGACUCAUCCGUGUUGGAGAACCACCACUUAGCAGUUGGUUUCAAGCUACUGCAAGAGGAGAACUGUGACAUCUUCCAAAACUUGACCAAAAAACAGCGACAAUCACUGCGAAAGAUGGUUAUUGACAUCGUGCUAGCAACAGACAUGUCCAAACACAUGAAUCUGCUGGCUGACCUGAAGACCAUGGUAGAAACGAAGAAAGUGACCAGCUCUGGUGUGUUGCUGCUGGACAAUUACUCAGACAGGAUACAGGUUCUGCAGAAUAUGGUCCACUGUGCAGAUCUGAGCAACCCCACCAAGCCUCUUCAGCUAUACCGACAGUGGACGGACCGCAUCAUGGAGGAGUUCUUCAGCCAAGGGGACAGAGAAAGGGAAAGGGGAAUGGAGAUCAGCCCCAUGUGUGACAAACACAAUGCCUCAGUAGAAAAGAGCCAGGUUGGGUUCAUAGACUAUAUCGUCCACCCCUUGUGGGAGACGUGGGCUGACCUUGUCCAUCCAGACGCUCAAGACAUCCUGGACACGUUAGAGGACAACAGAGAGUGGUACCAAAGCACUAUACCCCAAAGUCCUUCUCCAGCUUUAGAUGAGCCGGAGGACGGCACUCGACCACCUGGAGCGGACAAGUUUCAGUUUGAGCUGACCCUAGAGGAGGACGGGGAGUCCGACACUGAAAAGGACAGUGGCAGCCAGCCAGAGGAGGACGACGACGACGACGAUGAAGAGGAGGAGGAGGAGGAGAACAGCUGUACUGACUCAAAAACACUCUGUACACAGGACUCUGAAUCGACAGAGAUACCUUUGGACGAACAGGUGGGGGAGGACGAUGACGAUGAGGAAGGGGAUGUGGAAGAGGAGGGGGACACACCUUGCUCAGAGCUGCGUGUGGCAGAUGAAGAGGCAGCAGACGAGGAAGAGGAGGAGAAAUCUCCUGACACAUAGCAGUUAUGGACAGCCUUUCAAUAACUGCUCCUCUUAGUAAUGACAGAUUAUUAUUUAUAGAAUAUUUUUUUGAGUUUUGUGAAAGCCGUUUUUUAUACGUCUGUGUUUCCAAAGCGUGCGCUGCUCCACACCCCGAGUUCCUCUCCUUGUCAGCUUUAUUUAGACACGCCCAUUGGUACUUCAAGUUUUUUUGCACUCAGGAAAAUCUCCCUUUCAUUCCCAUGUGUACUGAAGUGGUGUGUCUUUACUUCACCUCCCUUUUACAGUCUUGAGUUAAAGAUGCGGAUGGCCCGCUCAGUGCUGCUCAUACAUCGCAUCUAUUUCUGUCUUUUUGCUUUUGUCUCAGCCUGGUCUGAAAGUUUGCCUGUGUCUUUAGGAUUUAUGAAGUGCCAAUAACUCCAAAGAGUCAGUUAUUGGUGACGCUCCUUCUUUUUUUGGUGUAUUUUUCUGGUGGGUUAGCUCAUGUUCUCCCCUCUUCCAUGAUGAAUUAGAAAGCAUGUUUUGCUGAAAACCGGACUGGUUGCUGCAGCACAUUCGGGAGCUUUUUUAAACCACAUCUACGAUGUGGAAGUCUUCCUUCAUAACCUGACUUAGCUUAAAUCUAAACCGCCAUGACACUGUCCUAAACCUCUAGUUUCUAUUGGUAUUGUAAGUAAGAUUCAAUUAUUUUCUAGAAUUAAAUUUGCAAACAGAGAAGUAGGGGAACCUUGUAGAGAAGUCGAGGGAGAAAUGUGUCUGAUGCUGAGCUUUUUGAUGGCUGUUAGGGCUGUUUGCACUUUCUCCAAUAGCAUUUAUUCCCCUAAACCACUAUACUUGUAGUCAGUUGGUUAUGUCUUAAAAACUAUGUUUUCUUUCUAGCUACUAUUAUUACAGACAACAUUUUCUCCUAGAAGAAAGCAGAAACCUGAGGUCUUAUGCUUUGCUUCUCUUGGGAAUAGUUUAUAACCUGGAGGAAGCCCUUAAAUGUUUUUUUUAUUAUUGUUGCCUGUAGUUCUUUUGAACACAUCCUGAGACAAUGCAAUGCUUUGUAGUUAAUACAAAACGCACCUUUCUAAAGGUUUGAAUAUUGCUCCAAGUGUUUAGAAAAAGUGAUGGUGAUUAAAAUGAGUAGGGUAAUUUUUAACAAUGUUAGGAGAGCUUAGUUUUAUUUUCUUAGCUGUUUGGUUUGGUUUAUACGUCUGCAGCUGCUGUUUAACUUUCUGUGAUACAUUUACCAUCUGAUUCUUGCAAUUGACUCUAGUUUACUGUCUUCGUUUUCAGCAGGACAAUCAGCUCCAUAGUAUAGUUAGAAGAAAGUUCUAUUCUCUACAUUUAUACAGGUGCAUCUCAGUAAAUAUCUGUAUUAAUAAACGUUAAUUCAUUCAGCAAUUCAAGUCAAAAACUCUGUUCAAAAAUUUUAUCAGAGUAAUAUAUUGUUUUACAUAUUUAUUUCGCCUAAUUUUGUUGGUUAUGGCUUUUAGCAGAACACCCAAAAAAAGCUACUCAAACAAUCAGCAUUUAAUAGAAUCUGGAUUAAUGCUACAAAAGUGUUUGUUCUACGUGAUUAUAGAGAAGACUGUUGAUGUGAAUGACACUGUCCUAUUUGGUAAACUGCAAAUAGUCAUUGCUAAAGCCAUUGGUUCAUCUCAGAUGGCUGUUUCCGGGCAUAUUUAUGGAAAGUAAUCAGCAAAAUUAGCUUAUAUUUACCUAUCUUACUUUUUGAUAUUGAUUUGAAUUGAAUUACUGAAUUGUAUAAUCUUUUUUUAAUCCAGUUUUUAAUUUUCUGAGUUGCACUGGUAUUCAAAUGCACUAAUACAUUCAAAUCCUAUCUCUUUAAUAUUUUUGACCCAUUCAAACACUGACUCAUUGUUAAAUGCAAGCAUAAACAUCACUGUCUCUUUUCUUCUUUCUUACAUUUUUUUAAAUUAUUCUAAGCCGAAGCAGUUAUUUAUUGUUAUAUAUUUUUCUAUUUGUUGAAUUGGAAAUCUAGAAGUGGUACAGUUUCUCUGUAGCAUAGAUAACUCAAGCUUUCCAGUUAUUACACCCAAAUACACUUUUUGUUUCCCCUUGUAUAGACAAUAUUUUAGAAAAUAUAAACUAAAGAAAAGACAAAAGGUUCAAAAAACACUUGAAAUACUGCACACUGCUUUUUCAAAGAUGCUUUUGUUUUACUUAUAUGCCAUUCAAAGAAAUUAUUUAACUUUUUAUUUGGUGCCAUUAUUUGUUUUAUAUUGUUCUUUUUUUCAUCCUCACCUGAUGCCCUUACCUGUAAUAAGAUCUUCUGGUUUAUUGCUGUUUACAAACAUAUAUUUAUUGUGCUGUAUAUAAAAUAUAAUUAUUAAUGUUCUUACUAUCAUAAUGCAUUUUGCUGUAAAUGGUUAAUUCUUAUCAUCCCUUUUGGUGAUGGCGUGGCCGUAUUAUGUACCUCUUGUUGAGAGAAUGUUUAUUAACACGAGCUUUGGUGUAAAACAAAAGAAAAAAGAAAACGCUCGAUCGACUCAUCGCUCAUGUGAGAACCAGCUCAGAGGGGGGGAGGGGAGAAAAGGAGUGAGAGGGGAAAGCCAAAUUGUGUUUUUUUUUUAAGAAGCUGUUCCUUGGACCAUGGGCUGUGCCUUAAAUUAAACACAUCCUUUAUUUUUUAGCCUUUUGUUUUUCCUUUAAUUCCCCAGUUCUCCUUUGCUGCAUUUGGUGAAUCUCUUGGCUUUGUUUGGAAUGAUGACUUGUAGGGAAAAGUUGCCUUUUUUUCAUUAGUCACAGAUGGGGGGGGGGACAAAAGUUUGUCAAUGAUGUUCAGGUCAACCACAAGUCAUUCAUCCACAGCGUGAGUGAUUGUGGCCUGUUGAUGGAUGUCAAAGCCUCAUAUUUCGCUGUAGACCUGGUCUGAACAGCUUACACUGUACUCUGCCUCUACACUGACAGACACGAAGCUGUCGAAUGAUUUCUGAUUGGAUCACAGCUUUAUAUACAAGUAAAUCCUUGAAUGGCUACAGCAGUGUGCAGUUGGUGCUCGACUACGGCCAUACCAAGCACAGAGGCUUUGGGACACAUCUGCUUGUUCAGCCAAUGCUGCAUUAAUUCUGGCUGAAAUACUUGACGGUGUGUUGCUGGUCCAUGCUCUGGCCACACUUCCACUCAAGUUACCUGCAAUAUCCAGAACCACUGACAUGUUUCUGCUUGGGCAGAAGAGGGGUUAGGGACUGGGUGGGGGGAACUGCAUCGUUAUCCUGAAAGCAGGACGCUUAUUUUGACACACAUACUGUAGAUUUUAAACAGCCCUGGACCAAUGGAAAUAGUGGGUUCUUUUCUCAUUAUGUGUUCUAUUUUUUUAUGGAGUGCAAAGAAAACACAAACUGUAACUUCCGAAAACAAAAAAAACGGUCUUAAGGACAAUUAUUUUUUUGGGUUAUGUCUUUAGAAUGCCAACUUGUCUGGACGUUUCACAGGACAAUUAAAAUGUUAUUUUAAUGGAUUCCUUGUUAAUCGCAGUCUAUUGGAUAGCACUGUAGAACAUACUUUAUCUACAAAACAAAAAAAAGAAUGAAAAAAGUUUUUAUAUGCAAUGGAAUAAAUAAAAGCAUGGGUUGAU
Molecule: messenger RNA, 6597 nt
Organism: Cyprinodon variegatus (sheepshead minnow)
Lineage: Eukaryota; Metazoa; Chordata; Actinopteri; Cyprinodontiformes; Cyprinodontidae
Gene: pde4d
Product: phosphodiesterase 4D
Exons: 15
Coding region: 702-3032 (776 amino acids)
Biological process (GO): signal transduction
Cellular component (GO): perinuclear region of cytoplasm; cytosol; nucleus
Molecular function (GO): 3',5'-cyclic-AMP phosphodiesterase activity
Source: RefSeq, a predicted model, not a curated record